This is a messenger RNA of Passer domesticus (house sparrow), 657 nucleotides long. RefSeq names its product serine protease 27-like. Gene Ontology annotation, molecular function: serine-type endopeptidase activity. The coding region runs from base 157 to 657 and encodes 166 amino acids. The record is from RefSeq and is a predicted model, not a curated record. NCBI's taxonomy places the organism in Eukaryota, Metazoa, Chordata, Aves, Passeriformes, Passeridae. The transcript has 4 exons. Gene Ontology annotation, biological process: proteolysis.
UACAAUGGUUAAUUAGCAUAAAGGGCGUGGUUUGACCGUGGGUGGGUGUGGCUAUGAUUUCCUAUCUUCUGUAAGAGGCGUGGCUUGCCCAUAAAUGGACAUUGGGGGUGUGGUUUAUGAUGCCCUUUUUCGUUCAGGGGCGUGGCUUGACCAUAAAUGGGCAUUGAGGGCGUGGUUUGGUCUCGGCGGGACGCACGUGGGGGCCGUGGCCAUGAGGAGCCCUCAGAGGUGGCAGGGACGGGGCAGGGGCGCCGAUACCUGCACAGGUGCGCGGAUACCUGCACAGGUGUGCGGGGAACAGCGACUCCCCAACCGACCUGCGGCUCAGGUCACUGGGGCGUGGCAGCCGAGGAUGACGCAGUGCCGUGCGGGACCCCGGUGCACCGGCGCGUGGUGGGCGGCUCGGGCGCGCAGGAGGGCCAGUGGCCCUGGACGGUCAGCGUGGCCUUCCGGGGCCGCCACGUGUGCGGGGGAGCCCUGAUCGCCCCCGCCUGGGUGCUGACGGCCGCGCACUGCUUCCCGCCGGAGAACCCCCUCCCCGAGUACCGGGUGACGCUGGGGGUGCUGCAGCUCCUGUCCCCCCCCCAAGCCCCCCUCAAAUCCCCCCAAAUCUCCCCCCAAAUCCCCUCAAAUCCCCCCCAAACCCCCAAUUCCUGA